Molecule: messenger RNA, 1531 nt
Organism: Phragmites australis (common reed)
Lineage: Eukaryota; Viridiplantae; Streptophyta; Magnoliopsida; Poales; Poaceae
Product: NAC domain-containing protein 92-like
Exons: 4
Coding region: 177-1259 (360 amino acids)
Biological process (GO): regulation of DNA-templated transcription
Molecular function (GO): DNA binding
Source: RefSeq, a predicted model, not a curated record
GUCUCCUCUCGCAGUAUAUAAGGCCACCGUCUCCCUCCCAACUUUUAAUUUCCCCUUAACAACUCCAUUCCCCUGAAAAAAUCCGCAAACCCAAAAGGUUUGGUUACAAGCUGUGAUCACGAGACCGGGUUUGAUUAAGGCCGGCAACCUUGGCUAGCUCACUGGCCAGGCUGGAGAUGGAGCACGACGUGCACCACCACCACCACCACCACCAGCAGGCCAUGGAGCUGCCUCCGGGCUUCCGGUUCCACCCCACCGACGAGGAACUCAUCACGCACUACCUCGCCAGGAAGGCCACCGACCCCUGCUUCGCCUCCCGCGCCGUCGGCGAGGCCGACCUCAACAAGUGCGAGCCAUGGGACCUGCCAUCUCGGGCGACGAUGGGGGAGAAGGAGUGGUACUUCUUCUGCGUGAAGGACCGCAAGUACCCGACGGGGCUGAGGACGAACCGCGCCACAAAGUCCGGGUAUUGGAAGGCCACGGGCAAGGACAGGGAGAUCUUCAGGGGCAAGGCCCUCGUCGGCAUGAAGAAAACGCUCGUCUUCUACACGGGAAGGGCCCCUAGGGGCGGCAAGACCGGCUGGGUCAUGCACGAGUACCGCCUCGAGAGCAAGCACGCCACGGCCGCCUGCAGCAGCAACAACCUCGCCUCGAUCGAGUCUGCCACAUCCAAGGACGAGUGGGUGCUGUGCAGGGUGUUCAAGAAGAGCAUCGAGCCGCCAUCAGUGGCCGGCAAGAGAUCAGGCGCGUGCAUGGGAAUGGCGGACGUAGGACCCUCCAUGUCCAUGGCGGACGACUUUGCCGCGCGCGUGCUGCCUCCGCUGAUGGACGUGUACGGCGGCGGUGGCGCCACCUCAUUCUCGGCGGCGUCGGCGUCCAUCGAGCUGCCGCCACAGGCGCCACACGUGACCUGCUUCUCCAACUCUCUGGAGGGCCAGUUCCUGAACCCACCCUUCCUCCCCCCCUCUGCACCCGCGGCGGCCAGCGCGGCACAGGGCGCCGUCGCCGCGGACCACCUCGCCAUGGCCACAGCCUCGCCGUUCUUGGCGAGCAUGCAGAUGCACUACGACGGCGCCGCGGGCGGCAUGGUGUACGAGCUCCUGAAGGAGGGCGGCGGGUGGUACAGCAAGCUGGCCGGCGAGAGGGAGAGGCUGAGCGGCGCAUCGCAUGACACCGGCCUCACCUCGGAGGUGAACCCCGCCGAGAUAUCGUCGCGGGAAAAACACAUGGAUCACGAGGCCUCCCUUUGGGGCUACUGAAACCUCUUGUGCGGUCAUUAAAUUUGCAUUAGUACUAGUCACCGGAUUGGAAAAGAGAUUUGUAUUGUACUGUUGAAUACUGUUACACGAAAGAAAAAUAUCGUGAGCAAAGUUUGCUUGUAUAGUAGACUCUAGAUUUGGUUUACUGUUACCACUGUAAUUGGGUCAUUUGGAACACGGGAAUUCCGUGGUAAUCCUGUAAGAACUGCAGCAUCUUUUAGUCAUGAAUGUCCUAUUUAGAUCAAUAUAGUAAUUAUGCGGAUAUUGCAUUU